Messenger RNA from Hirundo rustica (Barn swallow), 3227 nucleotides. RefSeq names its product stAR-related lipid transfer protein 13-like. The record is from RefSeq and is a predicted model, not a curated record. Lineage: Eukaryota; Metazoa; Chordata; Aves; Passeriformes; Hirundinidae. Gene Ontology annotation, molecular function: GTPase activator activity; lipid binding. Gene Ontology annotation, biological process: regulation of Rho protein signal transduction; actin cytoskeleton organization; signal transduction.
AUGCACCACCUCCAGGUCAUCUCCAGCCACUUAGGUUUCUCCUCCACUUCCCAUGCCCACUGCUGCCCUUUGUCCCUGAUGAAGCAGCUGGCUCAGGAUGUGCCACUGAUGUCACUUCCCUCCCCAGAGUCAUCAUUCCCUCUUGACAUCACUGCUGUGAAGAAGGACCACAGCUUCCUGGACCAGGAUUCCCUCAAAUCCCUGUGCAGGAGGCUGAUGACCCUGAACAUUUGCUUCUCCGUGAAGCUGGAUGUUCACUUUCAGCAUAAACAGAAUGAAGACUCUGAGGAGAAAGACCUGUGUGCCAUCAGCAACCAGUGGGCCUUCCAGAGGGACAGCAAAAGGUGGUCAUGGGUGGGGUCCGCCAAUAUCCUGUCCCAGGACUCAGAGGCCCUGAGCUGCACUAUGUAUCCGGUGUCCAGCUGCAAGAGCAUCCUCAUGGACCUCAGCACCAACCUCGAGGCCACGUCCCUGCACAGAACAGGCAGUGUGGGCAGCAUAGGUGGCAUGGGUGGCACACUGGGCACUGCGGUCAUGCCAUCUGAGCCCCCAUCCCCCCUCUAUGCCAUCGCAAACGCCUCCAGCUGCAGCCAGAGCGAGGGUUCUGCACCAGAGCAGCCCCCGAGUCAGGGAGAGGACUCUAAGGAGAAGCUGAAGAAACGACAGUCUCGCAGCUUUCUGAAGUGGAACGAGUCCUUGCGGAGGAAGGACAAGGAGAAACCCAGCCCAGACAGUAGGGUGGCUCCACACAGCAGCACCACUCUCCCACCAGGAGGCACCAGGACCAACUCCUCUAAAAGGAGGAUACCUGCCUCUUUCCACAGUAAAAAACACUUCUUAGUAUCAUACAGGACUAACCGCCUGCUUGGCCCCAGGGGCACCAAGGGGAGUUCUGACCCCGAAUGCAGUGGAGUCUACCUGGAGGACUAUGACACAGCCACUGCCACUGUCGAUGCCUGGGCUGCUGCCGAGUGCCAGCGCCAGGCUCACCAUGGUGAUUGCCUGGUCUAUAUCCCCUGUGACUACAAGCCUGGCACCUUCCCCAAAUCCCUCUCCAUUGAGAGCUUGUGUCCCCUGGUCGGCAGCUCCCUGACCCACUGGAACGCAGGGAGCACAGCUGUGGGGCUGGGCUGGGGCAGCAACAGCAGCAGCAUGGAGGGCUCGUCCUCCCGGGGCUUUGCCUGCUGGCGCCGGGGCUCCUGCAGCUCCCUGGGCAGCCACGUCAGCGUCUACGACAACGUGCCGAAGUUCGGCAGCAGCGAGGAUUUCUGCAAGGACAGGGAGGUCAUCCAUGAGAACCUCGAUGACAUCCUGCAGCACGUGUGGGGACUGCAGCAGAAGGUGGAGCUCUGGUGUAAAGCCGUCUCCCCUGGCCUGGAUCAGGAGGAAGAGGGCGAGGAAGAGGAGGAGGACUCAGGAGGGGAACCCUCCAACCUGCAUUUCGAAGAACAGUCCAUGUCGGAUGUUGGCACCUCUGCCAGUGACUUUGACAGCACUGGGAACUCCCUCAAUGAGGCUGAAGAGAUGGAGACACGGGAGCACUGGGAUUCGGGGGUGGGAGCAUCACUCACAAGACCCUGCAGAAAGCUGCGUUGGCACAGCUUCCAGAACUCACACCGGCCCAGCCUGAACUCGGCCUCACUGGAGAACAACCACCAGUCAUCGGCCCAGCUCAAUAUGCUCCAAAAGUGCUUGCUGCCCUGGCUCACAGCCAUCAUGGAAAAGUACUCCAUGGCAAGUGGUCCUGCUUUCUCUGUGAGGGGGACUGUCCUCAAGUUCAUGAAGCGGAGUAAAGUCCCUGACUACAGGGACAAGAUGGUUUUUGGGGUGCCGCCCAUGGUAAAUGUGCAGCGGACAGGUCAGCCCCUGCCCCAGAGCAUCCAGCAGGCCAUGCGCUACUUGCGCAGCCAGUGCCUGGACCAGGUUGGCAUUUUCUGCAAGUCCGGGGUGAAGUCCCGGAUCCAGGCACUCCGGCACAUGAACGAGACCAGCCCCGACAACGUAAACUACUUGGGGCAGUCAGCGUACGAUGUUGCCGACCUGCUGAAGCAAUACUUCCGCGACCUGCCCGAGCCCAUCUUCACCAAGACUGACACCUUCCUGCAGAUCUACCAGUUCGUGUCCAAGGAGCAGAGGCUGCAGGCAGUGCAGGCCGCAAUCAUCCUCAUGCCAGACGAGAACCGGGAGGUGCUGCAGACCCUGCUCUACUUCCUGAGUGACAUCGUCUCAGCUGAGGAGAACCAGAUGACGGCUGGGAACCUGGCUGUGUGCCUGGCCCCCUCCAUCUUCCACCUCAAUGUGUCCAAGAAGGAAAACACAUCGCCCAGGGCCAUACACAAGAGGGGCACCAUGGGGAAGCUGGACCAGAAGGACCUCAAUGAGAACAUGGCUGCGACACAGGGGCUCUCCCACAUGAUCACCGACUGCAAGAAGCUCUUCCAGGUCUACCCUGACAUCUUGCUGCAGCUGAGCAGCUCCUAUAUGGCUGCAGACACUUAUCCCCAUCCCCUGGCUGACUUGGUGUGCCAAGGGGAGAGCAAGGAUUUACACUCCUACUUUGAGCAGAGUGUCCAGAACCUGCUCAAAGAGUCGUCAGAGAAAUUCAAGGGGUGGCUGAGCACGCCAGGGCCCCUGAACACAGAGCUGUCCUGCAAAAAGGUUGGGGAUGGGCACCCUCUGCGCCUGUGGAAGGUCUCCACGGAUGUUGAGGCCCCUCCUGCCAUGAUGCGGCACCGAGUGCUGCGGGAGCGUCACCUGUGGGAUGAGGACCUGCUGCAGAGCCGGGUGGUGGAGGCGCUGGACAAGGACAUGGAGGUGUACCACUACGUGACGGACAGCAUGGCUCCGCACCCGCACAGGGACUACAUGGUGCUCCGGCGCUGGUGCAGGGACCUGCCACGGGGAGCCUGCCUGCUCAGCUCCCUCUCGGUGGAGCAUGACAAGGUGCCGGCGGAGGGAGGUGUCAAGGCCAUUGUGCUGAUGUCCCAGUACCUCAUUGUGCCCAGAACCAUGGGCUGCUCCCGAGUGACCCACAUCUGCAGGGCUGACCUCAGGGGCCAGUCUCCUGAGUGGUAUAACAGGGUCUUUGGCCACCUCUGUGCCAUGGAGCUGGUGAGGAUCCGAGACUCUUUCCCAGCCCUGAGUCCCAAUGGCCCCGGAAGAUGCUCUGUCCUUUCAGACAUGGACUUGCCAGUAGAUCCAGACUGGGGCUCUCAGCAGGAAGCACG